Molecule: messenger RNA, 994 nt
Organism: Cylicocyclus nassatus
Lineage: Eukaryota; Metazoa; Nematoda; Chromadorea; Rhabditida; Strongylidae
Source: the annotation of a GenBank genome assembly
AUCGAUGUCUAGUCUUUAUUGCACUGUUUUUUCCUUUCAGAAGUCAUUCUUCUCAUUCAAAGGGCCAAUGACAAGAUUUUUCUAUUAUUUUGCAUAUGGAAGUAAUUUAUUGAAAGAAAGGAUCCGAGUUCAGAUCAAAGGCGCUGAAUACGAAUGCAAUGGAAUCUUGAAAGAUUAUGUGGUGGACUUCGUAUCACAUGGAAACCGAUGGCAUGGUGCACUGGCAACGAUAAAAUAUAAACAAGGAUCCGAGGUUCAUGGUUGUGUUUGGCGAGUUCCAGAGGAUUUUGCUGAUGAAUUAGAUGUGCAAGAGGUUCGUUAUCACCGGCUGACGGUGCGAAUCCAGUGCCAGGACCGUGUCAUAGACUGUCGGACAUAUCAAUUCUCGGACGAAAAGGCACCAUCGGAGCUGCCUUCACCUCAUUACAAAACUGUUAUUCUGGCCGGCGCUGAAGAGCAUUCAUUGCCUCCGGACUAUAUCAAAAAAUUAGCUGCAUUUUCUGACAACGGGUACAAAGGACGAGUAGAAGUUGAUGUGGAAGCAAUCAAACAUUUGAAUAUCCAAGGCGUGGAAUUCGAAUGCAUCGGUGUUGUAAAAAACUAUAAACUGGUUUUCGUUGGAACUUCGAAGCGAUGGCAUGGUGGUCGCGCGACCAUCGCAGAAAAACGAGGAGCAGAGGUCCAUGGAUGCAUAUGGAGGAUCCCUGACGAAUUCUCAGAUGAACUGGAUAGACAACAAGAUGGCUGCAAUAGAUUGACGGUUCCAAUUGAGACUCCUGAUUGCCUGAUUGAAUGUCGAACAUAUCAAUAUGCUGACAAGAAAGCAAAAGCCGAGAAUCCGUCACCUCAUCUGAAGACUGUGAUUCUGGCCGGAGCCGUUGAACACGCACUGCCACCAGCUUACCUUAAGGAACUUGCAAAAAUUCCUGACAAUGGUUACAGAGGACGAGUAGAUGCAGAUAUCGACGUGAUCAAGCAUUUGAACUCAGCUUAA